GACAGCAAGGGCUACCGGAAAUUGGAGAAGUCAAUGUUCAUACCGCUGGGGUGGAAACUGCCCAAGUGUAAUAUGAGGAGCUGCUCCUCCAGUUUCCGGUGGUGCUCGCUCUGGCCAUGGAGGAGGCCCAGGAAAGAGAGGUCGGAUUCGGAAUGGGAGGGGGAGUUGAAGUGCUGAGCCACCGGGAGAUCAGGGUCGGACGCCACGUUGCUCCCCUCCCCGUGGGGCAAGGACGAGCACGGGAUGUCCUGGAUGAGGAAGGGAGCAGGUGAGCAGCGGUUCCUCUACUGCAGGGUGGGAAUCGGAUUCCACCUCCAGAUACUUCCCAGUGGCCGAGUCAACGGGACCCACGAGAGCAGUCAGUACGGUGUCAUGGAGUUCUUCUCCAUCCAGGUUGGCAUCGUCUGCAUUCGGGCCGUGGCCAGUCAGCUGUUCCUCGCCAUCACCAGCCGGGGCAAGCUCUACGGUUCAGAGACCUUCAGUGAGGACUGCCUGUUCAAGGAGCAGAUGGAGGAGAAUUACUACAACACGUACUCGUCGCACACGCACCCGCGCCUGUACGUGGCGCUGACCAAGCGAGGAGCGGCCAAGAUAGGAAGCAAGGCCCGCAUGCACCACGCCAGCACCCACUUCAUCCCGCGGCCGAUCAAGGCCUCGUGACCAAGGCUGACCUGACCGCUCGCUCCUCAUCACCACAGGCCCGACUGACAGUGUCAGUAACCCACGCACCCCUUUAUUUAAACCUCCACCCUUGGCUGUCGGGGGCUGCAAGCUCACACACUGAGAGAAGGAAGAAGGACAUUACUCUCUGUCUGCAGAGAAUAGUUGGAUCGUAUUUAACUCUCAGUUUGCUCUGGUGGUGGGGAUCUGAAAGACUUUGGCCGCUGUACUCGAGGGGCAGGAGCCAGGGAUCCGGGGACCUGCAAUCCCACCCGUGUGGGGAAGGGGCAGGGACUGCACCAACUUGCAUUGUUCUACUGACACAAAGUUGCUUGAUCUAACACUUGGCACAACACUGCAGGAAGCAGACCAUCGACAUGCAUGGCGGCUCGGUUUGGGAACAGUUCUCACCAAGGCUGAAAGAUUGAAAAGACUAGGCUUGUAUUCACUGGAGUUUAGAAGGAUGAGGGGUCGGGAUCUUAUAGAAACAUAUAACAUUAUAAAAGGACUGGACAAGCUAGAUGCAGGAAAAAUGCUCCCAAUGUUGGGCGAGUCCAGAACCAGGGGCCACACACAGUCUUAGAAUAAAGGGGAGGCCAUUUAAGACUGAGGUGAGAAAAAACUUUUUCACCCAGAGAGUUGUGAAUUUGUGGAAUUCCCUGCCACAGAGGGCAGUGGAGGCCAAGUCACUGGAUGGAUUUAAGAGAGAUAGAUUGAGCUCUAGGGGCGAGUGGAGUCAAGGGAUAUGGGGAGAAGGCAGGCACGGGUUAUUGAUAGGGGACGAUCAGCCAUGAUCACAAUGAAUGGCGGUGCUGGCUCGAAGGGCCGAAUGGCCUACUCCUGCACCUAUUUUCUAUCCAAGCUUGAAAGCGUGCAGCACCAGACUCAGGAACAGCUUCUUCCCCUCUGUUUUCAGGCUUCUGAACGGUCCUUCCAUAAGCUAGGGUACUGUCCGAUUCACCUCUACCCCAUUGCGGACAUUGGACUUUGUCUGUGGAACUACAAUGCUGAGACUAUAUCCUGCACUCUGUAUCUUCCCCUUUGCUCCAUCUGUUGGACUGGAGUUUGACUUGAUGGUAUUUAUAUGUAGUGCUAUCUGGUCCAAUGGAUAGCGUGCAAAGCAAAGCCUUCAAUGUGCCUCAGUACACGUGACAUUAAUAAACCUGAACCAUUGUGUGGAAGAACAUCUCCCAGGGCUCAGUUCCAUCUCAGUGUUCCACAUUGGGUUGUCAAUGCAGGGUGAAAGUGAAAGCUGUGAUUCCCAAAGAACCACCUCAUCUGCAUCUGAAAACCCGUCCAACGCCGGCUCUGCCAACAGCAAAUGUCUCGCUCUGAAAUCAGCCUUUGUUCCGAGAAUCUCACAGAACUGUUCCUGCUCCAGGACUGGCACAGAAGAGAUGGCAUCGUGCUUUCCGGUCUAUUGUUGCGAUGUUUUUGUUGGCGCUGCCUCUUGAGCCGAACUGUGCCCCGUACAUGUUAUUGCUGGCAAUACAAACGUUAUUGGAGAUAAAUGUUGACGUUUAGGUUUCCAACUCAAUAUUUUUGUUCAACUCGUGCAAUU
Messenger RNA from Leucoraja erinaceus (little skate), 2221 nucleotides. RefSeq names its product fibroblast growth factor 9 (gene fgf9). Gene Ontology annotation, cellular component: cytoplasm. The record is from RefSeq and is a predicted model, not a curated record. Gene Ontology annotation, biological process: regulation of cell migration; positive regulation of cell population proliferation; animal organ morphogenesis. Lineage: Eukaryota; Metazoa; Chordata; Chondrichthyes; Rajiformes; Rajidae. Bases 244 to 660 code for a protein of 138 amino acids. Gene Ontology annotation, molecular function: growth factor activity; fibroblast growth factor receptor binding. The transcript is spliced from 4 exons.